AUGGAGGAGGAUGUCUUAAAUGCGCUGCAGACGCGCACGGCCUACUUGCCCGGCGGCUACGAUCGCGCCGGCAAAAUUAUCGUCGUUGUUAACAUCAUCAAUGAUUUACAAUUGUGGAAUCGCCGUUGUUUGGAGCUAUCGAUUGCCUACUUAAAAAGUGCGUUGAGCGCCGUCACUUUGCAGCGCGGCGUCACCGUUAUCGUGGACGCGCAGAAGAGCACGACACGCAUUACACGCACGCAUGCGCGCAUCAUUUACGCGCUCUUCGAUGAGAUCACAGUCAAUUUAUUUCUAGUCAGAGCGGAGGGCUUCUGGGAGAAGCAUGUGGACACCUGCACGAGCAAGUCGCAGGCGAAGGGCGAGCCCAUUGUGCUCUCGAAGGCGCGUUUGAUAAAAUACUUCGACCUGUCGCAGUUGCCAGAGGAGCUGGGCGGCACUUUGUCAUUUAACUAUGAUUUAUGGCUGCAACAAAGAAAGGCCAUUGAUGAGUUCCAAAAGACUUUCGAUUCGACGCUGAGUAGCAUGGAGAAUCUGCACGUGGUGCUGCUGAAUAAUAAAUCAUUGCGGCCAACGGAAGCGGAUGUUGAGUUGAAGAAGUGUGCACAGCUGCAUACGAGCGUACAACAACAAAUCGAAGUGGUCAUCGAGUUGGGUAAUCGCGUGUUGAAUCGGCUAUCGGAAGCUUAUGCGCCGCCCAGAGUGGCACCAGCGCCGCAAAUAUCCGCCACAACAAACGUCUUAACACCCGCUAUCAACACCACCGCAACAAUAUCCUGCCAUGAAUCCCACAACAACAAUAACAACAGUGUACAAACACAAACGAAUUUCAACUGCGCCACAGCCAACACACCCGCCACACGUUUGCCACUGCCGCCGGAUCUGCAAUACGCACGCGCACGCAUCGAACUGCUGCUGAACCAAAUCGAACGCAAACAAACGGAAAUACGUACCGCGUGGCUGGAACUCUUACAGAGCAUACGCGAGGCACGCGAACUCACACAUCUGGAAGAGGGUGUUGCCUUCGUCACGAACUGGAUACUACAGACUGCCGAACAGAUGCUCAGCCGACAGUAUAGCAUUGGCGGCGAUGUGCACAGCUGUGAGACGCUGCGCGCCGCACACGAUGUACUCGAACUGGAAUGUCGCGAAACGUAUGGCUUCUAUGCGGAAUUGUUGUAUAAAAUCGAUGCAUUCGCUGGGGUGAAGGACUCGCACGCAUAUAAGGAUCUGAUGUCACAAUGUGAUUUUAUGCAAUUUGUGUGUCGCUCAUUCGCCACACGACUGGAGAGGCGUCGGAAUGUGUUGAUCACAUCGUUGCGGUUUUUUCGACUCGUCAGCGAAUAUUUCGAUCGGACAACUGCGGUUUUCGAAACACUAGUCAUGGGUAAUAAAAUAGCCGAGGAGAAUUUUGUGACGGCUGCGGAGACUUUGCAGCAGCUGAAGGAGAGUCAGCUGAGCUUGGGCAACCUGGAACGCGAACUCGUUAAGGAGGGCGAAAAGCUCAGCGAUAUGCUGGCGAUGCCGGUGAAAGAUGCGCUUGGCCGUGACCUACACAUCGACUACAGCGAAGAUAUCGGCAAUGUGCGCGAUAUUUUGGACACGACGUUGGCGCGCCGCAACAUCUUCGGCGACAGCGUUGAACUGCAGAAACUCACCUUGGAACAAGUGACACACAUUUACACAUACGAAGCGGAUGGCCGUAUGGCCAUUAAAUGGAUGGAGGAUUUGUACAAUGUCAUGAUCAAGUGCCAUUCGCACGUCGGCUGUAAUAUACACGAGAUACAGGUGCAGAAGGAUGAAUUGCAGACAUUUCAAGAAACUGGAAAGAGCAUCUACAACUACGGCUGUCAAUUACUGGAAGCUUCACAGGCGCUGCGCAUUUCCUGUCGCCUCGAUGCCGAAGCAAUACCACAACGCAUGUCACAGCAAUUGCAGCACACUUGGCACCGAUUGCAGGCCGUAAGUCAGGAACAUAUGACACGCUUGCGCGUCUCGGCCGUCUUUCAUCGCAGCGUCGAGGAGUACUGCCAACAGCUGCAGGAGCUGCGCUUAUCGGUGCGUAAUCUGAAGCAGACGCCGAACAGCAGCAGCGGCAUCAGCAGCGAAUCGGACACACGCGCAUCGCCGCCAAUCAUCAUCGGCGGUAGAGAAACAGUAGACGAGACGGUAGAAAGAAGCAGCCGCGAUGGCGCAGAAGAAGUGGGAACUACACACAUCAUUGGUGGCUAUGCGGACAAGUCGACUACGACGAGUGUCGCGACGACGACGACGACGAAGGGGGGCGCAAGCGGUGCGGCGGCGCUGCUGCGUGAUCAGCUGCGUAAACAUUUGGUGGUGCGCGAACAGCUGCUGCUCGAAGUGGGUCGCAUGGUGCGGUUGGGCCGACUGUUGAAAACCCGUUUGAAAGAACCAUUCGUCUUGGAUGCCGUUACGGGGAUGAGCAUUACAGUUGAUGAACUGGCAACGGAUGCUUCCAGUUCGGCCGGCGAUACGCAAACACAGGCGUCGUCCAGUCCAGUUGGUACAGUCGAUAGCGCCAGCACCGCCGAUUCCAAUACUAUUGUUAUAAAACCGACGGGAAAUAAUGAUAUUGCUUGUGCAGCGAUCUCACAUAAGUUGCAGGAGAUCGCUGAGGUGGCAGAAUCGCUGGAUGCUGCGAUACGCGACGUGCAACAGGAUGCGGAAGCGUUGGAGGUGAAUGCGACAAGCAGCGCUGAGAAGAAGCGCGAGGCUAUGCGGAGUUACAGUAGUGAGGACUGGCACUCACGCUCCACCGAAGAUGACUCCUUCGUUACCGCAUCCGAGGGCAAUUUCACGCCACACUCGCAUUCGUCGUCAUACCAAACGGCGUCCGGACGCACUUCCUCGUUCAUUAGUUGCGAUAAAAGCUCAUUUGAUGUGAGCGAAGCCGAUGACUCCACCUUCGCAUCGACAUUUGAAAUACCCGCGGACAUUAAUAUGUCCUACGACGGUACCGAACACAGUUUUGCAUCCGCACAACAGCAAGACUCCACACCCUCACCACAACAACAAGAACUACACCAACAACAAAACACAAAUGAUUCACCAAGUGAUGGUGGCGCCUAUGCUUUACCACCCACCCAAAGCGACGACGGCGACGGCAGCAGCGUCGCCGACAUUGAGGAGCUACACAGCCAAAGCGUGACACCGACACCGGGUGACGGCGAUGUAGAGCACUAUAACUACCAAAGCAUACCAAUCGAGUCGGAGUCCGACUUGGAGUCAAGCUGUAUAGCAGAUUCGCCAUCGCUGCAGGUGCUAACGGAGGAGGUGCCGGUCACAUCGGUGACGCCGGAGGUGAGCACGUGUUCAAGUACUGAGCCACAGCAAAUGCAAAAGCAAAAGCAACAGCUACAGCAGCAACCGCAAACCAAUUAUAACAAUAACAAUAACAGCAAUACUAACAACAACAACAACACUAGCAAUACGAGUAGUAAUCAAAAACCGAAUGCGGCCUGGCGUCGCAGCAAAUAUUAUGAGAACAUAACCAAGCAAACCAUCAAGGGCUUUCUAUAGGUGAAAUGCGUGAGUGCAUGCGGGGGCGUUGGUGGCGUCCGCAAAGCGACAAUGCCAACACCAACGCCAACGCUGGUUGCGCUCAAUAUACAACAACAGCGCUUUGCAUGCACACACACCCACACAAAUAUACAUAUUUUAAGUGUGUAUGUAUGUCGAAAUGUGUGAACACAAUAUCCGAGCAUAUUUUCGAAAAUUUAUUUGCUUUGGCUAAAUUAGUUUGCUAUUUAUUUGCUGAUAGGCAGCAACUAACCAUGAACUUAACCGCACUUUAUUGUUGCCUUGGCGCGCUCGAGCAGUCGGAAAUGACUACUGAGUAAAUAAGCAGUUGUUUGUAUGUAUGUAUGUAUUUUUUGUUUUUAUAUACGUUUUUGUUUUUGUUUUUUUGUAAAGUAGCUUAAUCAUAAAUUUUCGUAAAUGACUGCGGCAAAAUCAUUGAAGAAAUUUACAUAAAUAUUUUUGUUUAUGUGCA
This is a messenger RNA of Bactrocera tryoni, 4009 nucleotides long. Its product is annotated as SEC14 domain and spectrin repeat-containing protein 1-B. Lineage: Eukaryota; Metazoa; Arthropoda; Insecta; Diptera; Tephritidae. The transcript is spliced from 9 exons. The record is from RefSeq and is a predicted model, not a curated record. Bases 1 to 3537 code for a protein of 1178 amino acids.